Molecule: messenger RNA, 2634 nt
Organism: Mauremys reevesii (Reeves's turtle)
Lineage: Eukaryota; Metazoa; Chordata; Testudines; Geoemydidae
Gene: MTHFD2L
Product: methylenetetrahydrofolate dehydrogenase (NADP+ dependent) 2 like
Exons: 8
Coding region: 180-1196 (338 amino acids)
Biological process (GO): tetrahydrofolate interconversion
Cellular component (GO): mitochondrion
Molecular function (GO): methylenetetrahydrofolate dehydrogenase (NADP+) activity; methenyltetrahydrofolate cyclohydrolase activity; methylenetetrahydrofolate dehydrogenase (NAD+) activity
Source: RefSeq, a predicted model, not a curated record
CGCCCUGACGGGCCUGCAGCUCCCACAGCCCUACCUGGCUGUGACCGGCCGCCGACCCUGGGCUCCCGCCUUACACCGACACCUGCGCGGCUCCCCGGGCUGCCCGCUCUGCGGCGCCUCGGGUGUGGAAGGGAGGCGGGGCCCGGGCUCCCUGGGUGCGGCGGGGAUGAGGAGCGGACAUGGCGGCGGCCGGUGGCGUCUCCCCGCUCCGCUCCUGCCUGCUGCGUCUGCGGAGAUGGCGACCCCCGCCCGCCGGCUGCAGCAGCAGCAGCUGCUCCCCGCGCAGAGCCGCCAGUGAUGAAGCAACCAUUAUCUCAGGGACUCAGCUUGCUAAACAAGUCUAUAAAGAAGUCCAGAGGGAUGUAGAAUCAUGGAUGUCCCUUGGGAACAGGAGACCUCAUCUCACUGUGAUUUUAGUAGGAGACAACCCAGCCAGUCAUACAUAUGUAAGAAAUAAGAUGAAGGCAGCUGCUGCUGUAGGCAUUUGUAGUGAGAUAAUAUUGAAGCCUAAAGACAUUUCUGAGGAAGAACUUUUAGAUCUGACCGCCAAAUUAAACCACGAUUCAAGAGUUAAUGGUAUAUUAGUCCAGUUACCUCUUCCAGAUCAUAUAGAUGAACGAACAGUCUGCAAUAUUGUUGCACCUGAAAAGGAUGUGGAUGGAUUCCAUAUUAUCAACAUUGGACGACUGUGUCUUGAUCAACCUUCUGUAAUACCUGCCACUGCUGCUGCUGUUUGGGAAAUUAUAAAAAGAACAGGAAUACAAACAUUUGGAAAAAAUGUUGUUGUAGCUGGAAGAUCUAAGAAUGUAGGAAUGCCUAUUUCAAUGCUUUUACAUACAGAUGGAGAACAUGAAAGGCCUGGAGGUGAUGCUACAGUGACAAUUACUCACAGAUAUACUCCAAAAGAGCAGCUGAAGAUCCAUACCCAACUAGCUGACAUUAUAAUAGUAGCUGCAGGUAUUCCAAAGUUGAUUACAGCUGAUAUGGUUAAAGAAGGUGCAGCUGUGAUUGACGUAGGCAUCAACCAUAUCCAUGACCCUCUGACAGGGAAAACCAAAUUAGUAGGGGAUGUGGACUUUCAAGAGGUAAAGAAGAAAGCUGGCUUUAUCACUCCAGUCCCAGGAGGAGUAGGGCCUAUGACUGUGGCCAUGCUCUUGAAGAACACGCUCAUUACUGCUAAAAAGCUCAUUUACUAGAGAGCUUCUGCGACACUAAAAGAUGAAUCCAAGUCAUUCUAUUUAUUGAUACAUAAAACAUUUAUUUUUUACUACAAAUAUAUUUAUUUCUACAUUGUAUUUAUUUUUUCAUGUAAAAUAUUAUGACUCUGAUGAUGAUUUACAAAAUGUUGCAAUACCUUCUGUUACCUCCUGCAGCUGAAUUGUGAGUAAAACAACAUGCAGUCAUAGCUUUCACAUGUGCAUUGUUGUUCUGUGGGUCAAUCUUGUUUAUAAACAAAAAUAAGGACUAAGAUGCUUUUGAAAAUUUUACUCUUAAGUCCUAUUUUCAAAAGUGACUUAGUCAGUUAGGACCCUAAACGUCAUUGAAAGUUAAUGAAGCUUAAGCUCCUAAAUGCUAAAUCGCUUUUUGAAAAUUGAACUUAGGCUCCCAAGUCACUUAUACACUUUUGAAAAUUUUAUUCUAAAUCUUGAAUUCCUUGCAAAUCCAAAACUUCUGUUGAUGUCAGUAGGCACUUUGCAUGCCCAAGUAAUGCAAGAUUCAAACCUAAGAUUCAACUGCUUGCCAGUCAUGCUGAAAUCAUGAAGGGCUCACAUUCAGCAUGUACAUUUUUUAAAUUAAAAUGAGCUUAUACACCAGAGGCCAAAUUCUGACCUUAUCUACGUACCCAGAAGUCAGUGGGAGCUACGUGCACUAGAAUGGAAACCAGAAUUUGUCUCCUUCAAAAUCCAGGCUUCGUUAGCCAAAUGUGUUGAUACACAUGCAGUGUGGUGUUUCUUUUUAAGCAUGCUCAGUGUUUGAUAUGCCCUGGUCCUACGAUGUGACCAUGCAUGGCUCACUUAGCAAGAUCAGGACUGGGAUUAAUAAGUCUAUAGUAAAACCUACUAUAGAAAUGUGUCAUUGGUAACAUAAAAGGGGAGGAAAAGAUCAUCCAGAAUGAAAUAGUUGUGUUAAAAUUAUGAACUGCAUUCCCUCUUGCCUCCUGUGAUCAGCUGAUGUUCUUAGUCAUAAGGCCCAAUCCAGGUUCCAUGGGAGUUUUGCUAUUAACUUCAGUGACCACAGAAGAGUGACAUUGGGAAGAGGACACUACUGCUAUAAAAAUAAGAGGCAAACUUGGGAGAAUGGAGAAUAUUUAUCUGCAUUUAAAGAAGGAAUAAAAAUGUUGAUGCUCACUUAUUCAUUCAUUGAGAGAGUCAGUUCAAAAACUGGAUAGAGUAAUCAAAUGCGAUGUAAAAUUAAAAUGGGAAUGCCAGUGAAUACCAAUAAUAAGCCAUUCUGAUGUUGAUUGCAUAUAUUAACAACACGGAGGGCCCACUCCAGCUCCAACUGACGUCAGUUGGUGUCAGAUUGGGCCAUUGUUUACAUCUCUGAAUGUCAGUAGAGAGGAUUUUGAUUAUUUACUCUAAUCAAGAGCCAUUGAUGCUUGCUAGUAGUUUGUAGAUUGCCUGAAUGAAAAAA